Messenger RNA from Carica papaya (papaya), 1657 nucleotides. The record is from RefSeq and is a predicted model, not a curated record. Lineage: Eukaryota; Viridiplantae; Streptophyta; Magnoliopsida; Brassicales; Caricaceae.
GGAUUUGCCAAUCUCUCUCUCUCUCUCUAUUAAUAUAUAAUCUCUCUGUGUCUCUCUCUGACUAUUCUCUAGCUACAAAUUCCAUUUCUCUUGAUUUAAUUAAGAGGAGUGGAAUAACCAAAGAAAGAUAAAAAAUAAUAAUAAAUAAAAUAAAUAAAAACAGAGAGAGAUGGAGAGAGAAGAAGAAGAGAGAGGAGGAGGAGCUUUUAGACAAAUAAAAUGAACAACAACAUCUCUUGCCCUGUUUUCUUUCUUCUUCUUCUUCCUCUUCCUUCUCGCAGAUCUUAGUUUCCCCUCAUAUUCUCCUCUGGGUCAUCUCCAAAAUGGUGAAUUUUCUUUCCUUUUUUGGCUCCUUCCUCUUGAUCUCUCUUCAAUCUCAUAUGGGUAUUUAAUUUGAUCCGCCUAAUUCUCCGUUUGGCUUCAUUUGCUUUGCCUUUUCGAUUAUCAGGAAUUGUGGGUUGUAUUCUGAUUGCUUGUUGAAGGAUCCCAUGAUCCUAUAUUGGAUUUGACCAUCACCCACUUUGUCUUUGAUCAGGCCACCAAUCCGGUUCUGUCUAAAUUAUCAUAUAAGAAAAAGAUGGAAUCAGAUCUUGGUAAGCUCUUCAUUGGUGGGAUUUCUUGGGACACAGAUGAAGAACGUCUCAAAGAAUAUUUUAGCAAGUAUGGAGAGGUGGUGGAGGCAGUGAUCAUGAGAGAUCGUGCCACUGGCCGUGCCCGUGGCUUUGGUUUCAUCGUCUUUGCAGAUCCUGCUAUUGCCGAGAGAGUAAUCAUGGAUAAGCACAUGAUUGAUGGUCGCUCGGUUGAAGCAAAGAAGGCUGUACCCAGAGAUGAUCAACACAUUUUAAACAGAAUUGCUAGCAGCCCUCAUGGUUCUCCUGGACAUGGGCGCACAAAGAAGAUUUUUGUUGGAGGUUUACCAUCUUCUAUUACUGAGAGUGACUUUAAGAAGUACUUUGAUCAGUUUGGUACAAUUACUGAUGUUGUGGUGAUGUAUGACCAUAACACGCAAAGGCCAAGAGGGUUUGGCUUCAUCACUUAUGAUGCUGAGGAUGCAGUGGAUAGAGUGCUGCAUAAAACAUUUCAUGAACUCAAUGGUAAAAUGGUUGAGGUUAAGAGGGCAGUCCCGAAAGAGCUAUCCCCAGGGCCAAGCCGAAGCCCUCUUAUAGGAUAUAAUAAUUACAGUUUGAAUAGAGCAAGUAGCUUCCUUAAUAGUUAUGCUCAGGGUUAUAAUCUAAACUCAGUUGGAGGUUUCGGAGUCAGGGUGGAUGAUAGGUUUAGUCCUCUUAGUGGUGGCCGGAGUGGCUAUGCUGCAUAUGGUACAACUGGUUAUGGAUUAGGUAUGAACUUGGAGUCAGGUUUGAGUCCAAGCUAUAGUGCAAGUUCAAACUUUGGUAGUAAUGUAGGAUAUGGGCGAAUGCUGAGUCCAUAUUAUAGUGGAAAUUCAAACAGGUAUAACACACCUAUUGGUUAUAAUGCUGGGACUGGAAGAAAUGAUUCUGUUUUGAACUCAGCAAACCGAAAUGUCUGGGGAAAUGGGGGUCUUAACAGUGGAGUAAAUUCCACCACUUCUGGUGGUUACUUAAGUUCUGUAGGCAGGGGCUUUGGAGUUUCAUUUGGAAAUAAUGGAGUAAAUUGGGGCCCUUCUCCUGUUUCUAGU